AUGUUUCGCCGGCGCAGCACCAAAAAGGGCCUGCGGGCUGCCGAGGCAGCGGCUGCGGCCAAUGCAGCUUCAGAUAACAUCGAUGACAAUGACACUAUCACCCAAACUUCCCUGUCCCGCAAGCCCACCAAGAAGAAAGGUGUGAUGCGUCGAGUCUUCAGUUUCAAGCGCAACACCUCUGCAUCAAACUUCCACGCUGAAGCCGGCGAGAGCGAAGAUGCAAACGAUAUUUUCCCAGAGAUGGUUGUGGGCCAUGCCACGGACUUGGGUUUCAAUCACCCCGACAACGAGGAUCGCUGCAAUGUCAUCCUCGACCUCUUUACGGACGCUCCCCAAGAGGAGGCCAAGUAUGUUGGUACCUCCGAUCGACGUCUUGCCGUGUUCACGGUUUUCGAUGGCCACGGUGGCAAAACUUGCUCAGAUGUGCGUUGCUUUCGUCCCUCGCAUAUCUAG
This is a messenger RNA of Monosiga brevicollis MX1, 453 nucleotides long. RefSeq lists its product as uncharacterized. NCBI's taxonomy places the organism in Eukaryota, Choanoflagellata, Craspedida, Salpingoecidae. The record is from RefSeq and is a predicted model, not a curated record. The transcript is spliced from 4 exons. Bases 1 to 453 code for a protein of 150 amino acids.